Ectocarpus siliculosus is the source of this 1885-nucleotide messenger RNA. Lineage: Eukaryota; Phaeophyceae; Ectocarpales; Ectocarpaceae. The record is from the annotation of a GenBank genome assembly.
AUGGGCUGGCUGGCAGGAUCUACGGCGGCGGCGACGGCGGCGGCGACGGACGCGGAGUCGUGCCGGACAAGGCGCGGUGAUCGCGGAGGAGGGCUCAACAGCUCCGAACGUCCGUCCACCAUCUCCUCGUCCACGCUGACUCCUAGCCACGAAAGCAGGCAUUCUUCACAGUUUGACCGCUUGAAUAGUGACAACUGCACGUACGGUACUGAAGCCGAAGAUUCAGCAACAGAGCGUAGCCGCCGGAGCGGUGAUGAAGGUAACGCCGACGAUACCUUAGAGAGUCGCCGGACUUCGUCUUCUAGGCAGAAGAAGUUCUUGUCUGCGACUAGAGGUCGCCAGUCCACGGGUUCGAUGGAGCGGAGCGUGAUGGACGAGAAACAUAGCCGGUCUGCUAGCAAGGCGGGUAUGAAGCGACAGGCUCGUCGCUCACUGGGCCAAGGGCACGGGGUUGCGAGGCAUGAGGGGAAGUCAACGCGUAGGCACGAUACAAUGGGAUCCGACCGCGGCCGUCGACAUGACAAGGCAUUACCACAUCGCGAGUCGUCCUCUGCGCAUGGCAGAGGAGGGCUUGCUGAUGAUGUCACCGCUCGUGACGUAAGCAGGAGCAUCGCCCGUGACGGCGACGACGACGACAAUGACAAUUCCGCGGCGCGUCGCCGGACUGAAAACUCCUCCACCGCAACGGCAGAGGGUAAGGAGGACAGCCAGGGAACAGCUGUAAGUCACGAUAAGACUUCUGGAAUUAAACCACGAACUGCCGCCGGCGCUUGGUUCGCAGCGCAAGGGGAAAAGAAAGCGAGGGAGGGGAGCAAGAGAGACGGCAACGGCGGCGAAAGUGGCGGCGAACGUGAUGGUGUUGAUGCUGCUGCAUCCGACGACUCGUUCUCGGACAACAUCGUCAGCUCCCAACGGCGCUUCUGUGGAAAAGGUGAAGGGAUGGUGACAGGGCGGUGCGGCGGAGACGAGACCACUGAAGAAGAUGGUGGCCGUGGCAAAGACUCUUGGGCGAGUAUCGUCGAAGGGGGACGGUCGCCUGCUCGCUGCAAGUCGCUCAUGCUUUCCUACGAGAGGGGGAAUAACUCGGACUUGGUGCAGUGCGUCGUCGUGCGUGAUCGCUCUGGAAUGAACCGCCUGUAUCCUCAGUACCGUUUCUUCUUCGAGGGGCGAGGAGAUCAGCUCAUGAUGGUGGCGCAGAAGUGCAGCAAGAACCGCACGAGCAACUACCACGUCUUCGACAUGAACCGAGGAGGUUUCCAAACGCGCCUGAGCAAGAAGAACGGGAACUACUUGGGAAAAGUGAGGACUAACCUCAAGAGGACGGAGGCUACCGUCUUCACCAACGACCAGGAAGUUGCCGAGCUUGGGGCGAUUUCUUUCGAAAAGCCUGGUCUGGUCGACCACUUGCGAGACGGAAGCCAGCCUAGGAAGUUCACGGUCCUGUUGCCGGCCCUGGAUUGCGACGGCUCGCCCGUCGCACACAAGGUGGACCCUUACGACGCGGACAGCGACAUGCUGUCGCGCAUGAAGCAAGGCCGGCACGGCAACAUGUUUCUUCUUCAGUCGAGGGAGCCGACCUACACCAAAGGAAAUUACCGCCUCAACUUCCACGGGCGUGUGACGGUGCCGUCCGUGAAGAACUUCCAGCUCGUCAGCCCCGACGAUGCACUCCACACCGUGUGCCAGUUCGGAAAGGUGGGAGAAGAUCGGUUCCACUUGGACUACCGCGCGCCCAUCAACGCCUUCCAAGCCUUGUGUAUCUCCAUUGCGCAGUUCAACUUCUGAUGUGCAGAGGACUGCGGUUUCCUCCCUCCAGCAUAACAGAAGAACCGGCCUUUCGCACGCAAAAACUGGAUUUCCGGUGAAACGUAUGAUUACAUGAUUA